AUUGGCUCAAAAGCUGGCACUUUUGGGCACAGCACGUGAGAAGGCGAACCGCGCGUCUGGGGACUUUGGCGGGAAAUCUGACGCGACGCGAUCCACGGCUUACUCACUUCGCUGUCGUCAUUGUCGGUUCCUCACCUCCGCUGCAGCAAUGGAUUACUGGUCUGCCAAGGGACGGCCGAUGCUCCUCGCGGCACUGGAGACGGUCUGUAACACUGUGGAGAAAGAACUAGCUGCUGACAUCCAGCAGCAGGCUGAACGCCGCCAUGCAUCUAUCCUGGAUGAGAUCAGUCAGCUGAAGGCUACCGCUGCGAGAGCCGAUCAGCUGGAACGAGAGAACAGGUCGCUUCUUCGGGAACUGGAAGAGUUUCGGAAAAAGCAGGUUUCCCAACAUCCAGCGACAGCUCGAUCUCCAGUUCGCGGUUCGGUAGCAUUGGGAGAACAGACGCUGCCGGCAACACGACCUGCCCUCGCAGAGGUAUCCGCCAAUGUCAAUGCACGCCCAGUUAAGACCCGCGACUCCGCAGCACGCGACCCAGUGAAGCCAGACCUCGAGAAGGAUUAUUCGCGACUUGUAAGAGUGCAUACUGCCCUGGUCGAGAGAUACCAGGAGUCCAAGCUCAGGGCGACGAGACUCCGUGAAGAGCGGCAGAGCUGGAUAGAGUACGCUCAGUCACUCGAGGUCAAGAUACGGAAGCUGGAGAAGAAGCUCGAGCGUAACAAGGCUCAUAAUAACGAGCUACUUCCUUCCAGCAAUACGACGAAACCAGAACCGGCUAGAAGCGUUUCUGCCAACGGCAUCUCUAGUAGGGCGGCCUUUGAGACAGCGGUGUUAGAUCAUGGAAGAACACCAGUCGAAGAAGAAACGCAGGAUGAGAGCGGUCAGACGCCUGAGCUACCACCGGUACCUCCAAGCAUGUCUACGGAUCCUGUGGUCGAGAUCAAAGAGGAGCCGUCCUCAGAUGAGCCAGUGAUGAUCUCCGAGAGGAUCAUACGCAAACGCAAACAUCCGUCUGACGAUGCUGAAAUACCUACGCCGCCGCGCAGAAUCAAGAGUGAGCAGAGCAUCAAUUCAGACCCCAUUAUCACCAGCGAAGUUCCCGUUUUCCGUCCUCACGAGAGUAUCGACCUGGAUGAAGAAGAUCAAAGGAUGCCGACACCGAGAAAACAGCGCGCGUCGGGACACCAACGCCUUCAAGAGGAAGGCCCCAUUAAGCAUGAGGACCCCUUUUGGCUGCAUUCCUCCGAGCCACAGUCCGCCAACAGGGCUGUGAACGCACCGCGCGGCGGUCUCGAUAGACACUCCGAUCGACCGGUUGCAACCAGCCUGUGCCCAACGCACAGACAGCCAGGGGCGCACAAAGAUGGCAGGUCACCAAUCAGGGCAGGUUGGACUUUAGAUAACGGGAUUGCGGAAGUUGCCGAAGACGGCUCUGAACUCUUCGAACCCCGGGGCAUCGGGGAGAAUGAAAGGGAUCAUAUGCCCGCACAUGGUCGGCUGCAUUCGCUUUUACAUCAGAACGUGCCGGAAAAGACUUCUCCUUUGGUUCCCCUAGCGGGGCCUGGUCGUGGCACCCGUCCACCUCGAAUGGGCCAUGGACACAUCGAAAACGUGACGGCACGACAAACCCCAGGACAACGUCGCAACAUCUCGGCCAGAGCAUCUCCUACAGUGGAAACGCCCCAUACCACUUCGCCCGUACGGCACGCGCGGGAACAGACCGAUCAGUCGAAGCCUGCUCGGUUACGGGACCGGCCAUUAGCAGAGCUGCGACCGGAAGACUUCAAAAUCAAUCCAAAAUACAACGAUGGCUACAGCUAUGCCUUCUCGGAGGUUGUGCGCAAUAAGGGUCAGCGGGCCGAGCUUGCUGGGUGCACCGAUCCGAACUGCUGCGGUAGAAAAUUCCGGGCCAUGGCAGAAUCAGAGCUCAACGCAGCCGGACCAGGCAUCCUCUACCGGGUAGCGGACACCAAGAUGAUGGAGGACUAUUUGGGCAACGAAGCGUAUCGGCUCCUCUGUAUGACCAGGGAGGAGAGACGGAGGUUGUGGAUCAAGGCUAAGACGCAGGAUUUGGCCGAUCGAUAUGGGCGACAUCGAGACAGGUUUGCACGGAGACCAUCUCCGCCGGGGUAUUGGAAUCCGGAUUUCCCGAGCACCCAGGAUAUUGAGAAGAGCAAGGAGGAAGGCGAGAUCAUGGAGAAGAGACUGGUCGAAGAGAGAUGGAGAGAGGCAAUGCGAGGUGGAGGUAGAUGGUUGUUCCGGGACGAGUGAAGAAGUGACCUGCCAACACGGGACUCGAAUUUCUCUUGGCUGCUAGGGGGCCGGAAGGAGUACCCACCACUCAGCACGCUCGUCGCG
Messenger RNA from Chaetomium strumarium, 2356 nucleotides. RefSeq names its product DNA repair protein endonuclease SAE2/CtIP C-terminus-domain-containing protein. The transcript is spliced from 2 exons. Bases 149 to 2269 code for a protein of 706 amino acids. Gene Ontology annotation, molecular function: damaged DNA binding. The record is from RefSeq and is a predicted model, not a curated record. Gene Ontology annotation, biological process: DNA double-strand break processing involved in repair via single-strand annealing; DNA repair. NCBI's taxonomy places the organism in Eukaryota, Fungi, Ascomycota, Sordariomycetes, Sordariales, Chaetomiaceae.